CUAUGUGUUUGUAUAUGUACGCAAAAUUGAAACAAAAUGAAGAGUUAGGUGUGAGAUUGACCAUGUAAGCACGCGUCGUUCCUUCUUCAUAACGCAUCCUAAUCUUUUCCAAUAUAAAACCCCCAGAUUCUCAUUCAUUUCUCUCUCAGCUUACAGGAAAACUGCAAGCUUUAAAUUCAUUUCAUUUUAGUCCUUGUGUAAAUUAUAUAUUUAAUUCAAUUAGAUCCCUGAAAGUAUAAAUCAUGCAAUCCCUCAAUCCUCCGUGGGGUAGUAUUGACAAGUCUAUAGUCCGGAUAGCGGCGCCACCGGGUCGUGGAUUGGUCCACCACCGGUCCAGCCCCAGUCGACUCUCCGUCAAAUGCGUCGACUCAGCCAAUGCUGGCGGAACUCCUCACGAAUGGCAGAGCUGCUGCGCCAUCCUGGCCAGUAAAGUUACAUCCCUGCAACAGGAUAGUAAGAAUCAUUACACAGGAGUUGCCGGAGUUGCCUCCGUGAAUGACGACAAGACUCUGGAACUCGUUCCUGUAAAUGGAGCUAGAGCUGGAGCUAAAUCUUCCUUGGCUCUUCCCAAGCCGCUGAGCUUAGCCAACUUCUCAGCGACGCCGGUGCACGGCUCGCAGCUCCGGGUUGCGUACCGGGGCGUUCCGGGUGCUUACAGCGAAACCGCCGCCGGAAAGGCGUAUCCCAAAUGCGAAGCCAUACCAUGUGACCAAUUCGAAAUCGCUUUCCAAGCGGUGGAGCAUUAUAUCGCCGAUAGAGCCGUGAUUCCGGUGGAGAAUUCACACGGCGGCUCUAUUCACCGGAAUUACGACCUCCUCCUUCGCCACCGUCUCCCCAUAGUCGGCGAGGUUCAGCUCCCCGUUCACCACUGCCUCGUCGCACUCCCUGGCGUCCGAAUCGAACACCUCACUCGAAUCAUAAGCCACCCACAAGCGCUCUCCCAGUGCGAAAAUACACUCACUAAAUUAGGCCUCAAAGCCGCCCGUGAAGCAUUUGAAGACACCGCCGGAGCGGCGGAGUACAUAGCCACCAACAACCUCCGUGACACAGCGGCAAUCGCCUCUUCACGCGCCGCUGAAUUAUACGGCCUCCAGAUCCUGGCUAACGGAAUCCAAGACGAUUCAAGUAAUUUCACGAGAUUCGUAGUCCUAUCACGAGAACCCAUAAUUCCUCGCUCAGAUCGGCCAUUCAAAACAAGCAUCGCGUUCGCACAGGAAAAGGGUACGAACACUCUGUUCAAGGUUCUAUCCUCCUUCGCUUUUCGCAAUAUCAAUCUGAUGAAAAUAGAAUCGAGGCCGCACCGGUAUCUGCCAGUCAAGGUGGCGGACGGCGGCGCCAAGCACUUUGAGUACAUGUUCUAUGUAGAUUUUGAGGCAUCAAUGGCGGAGGAGAGGGCGCAAAACGCCAUGGCUGAAGUUCAAGAGUUCACGUAUUUCUUGAGAGUUCUAGGGAGUUAUCCCAUGGAUAUGACUCCAUGGAAACCUGCCAAUGCCAUAGAAGAAUCAUAAAAACUUCACAGAAAAUAGAUACUGCAAUGAUUUGAAUUGUAUCAUAAUUUCUAUUUCUGUUUCGUUUGAGUAAUUAUUUCUUGACGGAACGGCUCGAAUGAUGGUUAAAUAUGUAGUUGAUAACCUUGAAAUUUGUGGCAAAUUAGAUGUAACUUGUGAGGAAUGAUUUUCCAAUUUCAUAAUAAAUUUUUCAUUUUUCAUUUUUCA
This is a messenger RNA of Olea europaea var. sylvestris, 1715 nucleotides long. RefSeq names its product arogenate dehydratase/prephenate dehydratase 6, chloroplastic-like. Gene Ontology annotation, molecular function: prephenate dehydratase activity; arogenate dehydratase activity. The record is from RefSeq and is a predicted model, not a curated record. Gene Ontology annotation, cellular component: chloroplast; cytoplasm. The transcript has a single exon. Gene Ontology annotation, biological process: L-phenylalanine biosynthetic process. The coding region runs from base 243 to 1508 and encodes 421 amino acids. Lineage: Eukaryota; Viridiplantae; Streptophyta; Magnoliopsida; Lamiales; Oleaceae.